AUUCGGUUUCCAGCUUCAAUAUUUGUCGUUUUCUGAUGACUUCGGCAUGCUCACCUGAAUCUGCUCAUCAAAUUCCUUGGCAUUGAAAUCUCCAACAUCGGAUUCUGCAUGCUGCUUCACAACAAUCCGAUGUGGGUUUUUGUUUUUUCGUUGGAUUUUUGGGAUUUGGGGUGGAUUGCGAACUUGCAUUUCUGACAAGCUGCAUUUGACAGAGUUGCAAAAGAGAGACGGUCUGGCAACAAGAGAAAGUAGGAGGGCUGGAUUUUGUUGUGGGUGUGUGGAGGUUGUGAGAUUUUUGUGGAGACAUGGGGAGGAGGGUGAUGCAGCUGGCUGUGUUGGAAUGUGAGCGCUUGCAGGAUCAUUUGGCGCCGGCCGUGUACGCCAGCACCGGAGGCUACUUGCAAUUGUUGCAGAAAGCUUUCAACCAUGUCUUGGCCAAUGCGUCCACAAUUUUGCACCCACAAAUAACCGUGCCGCCCUCUCUUUCGUUCACAGGGUUCGACGUCAAGGCCGAAGAAUACCCCAAAGAUCUAGCGGAUUUUGACGGUGUGUUGAUCACUGGUUCGCUCAGCGGAGUCUAUGAUGGCGGUGCUUGGAUUCAGCGCUUGUUAAAUGAAAUUCGUGAAUUGGACAAGAAGAAAGUGAAGACGGUAGGGAUAAGCUUUGGUCACCAAGCUAUUGCGCAAGCUCUGGGCGGUCACGGUUCGGAGGUGUCUGUGAGAAAAGCACGAGUAACGGAAGAUGGAGAGCAGGUCUUCUUUCCCAGAUUGAAAGAGUUCCUGCUCCAUUACCACCACAACGACGCCAUUUUGCAACUACCACCCGGCUUCCUCAAUUUGGCCACCAAUAACGUCACAGAGUUUCAAUCCAUUUACAAAAAGCAACAAUAUCUAACAUUCUGUGGACACCCUGACUACUCCCACAACAUUUAUGUGUUGGAAAAGCUGCUGGAGUAUGAUCGGGAGAAGCUCUGGGUGCCGGAGCAGCUUGUGGAACACGGACUUGCCACACUGAAACAGCCAACGGAUUACGAGUGGGUCGUCAAGCAGAUGUUGCUCUUCUACAUGGGAGCUUUAGACAAAUUCCCUUCAACUUCUCUCUGAUCUCCACUUUGUUAACAUAUCAAUCGUCGAAGAUGUUCGUGUGUAUCGAUCAGCAUGCACGUUCUGCAGGUAUGAUAUAUAUAUAUAUAUAUAUAUAUAUAUAUAUAUAUUAUGGUAUAGUUUUAGCUAUACCAUUAUGGAUUUUGUAGCAUAUAGAUGUGAAUGAUCGUUCAUGUACAAUUUUGUGAUUUGUGAGAUCAUUCAUUCCAACCUUCUGUCUAAAAGCAAUAUUUUGUCGAAUGAAAUCUGAGGAGUAUCGUCAUGAAUUACAAAACAGUUCGAUGAUGAUACCUCAAUUUCAUGCGACUUGCAACGUAGAGGAUCAGAUGAGAUGCUUGGAAUGGGACAAGAUUUCAUCAGUCUCAGUCAUGUAAUUCACUACACAAGAAUGAAUGUAAUAUGCAACUUUGUUUCUCUUUAA
Molecule: messenger RNA, 1524 nt
Organism: Physcomitrium patens
Lineage: Eukaryota; Viridiplantae; Streptophyta; Bryopsida; Funariales; Funariaceae
Source: RefSeq, a predicted model, not a curated record